AUGGCCUCGAUGACAGCCAUAGCCGUAUGGCUUUCCGUCCUCAUCUUACUUCUCAAGCCUCUACGCGGGCUCUAUAGGACUUUCAUCUGGCCUUUCUUCUCUCCCCUACGCAAUGUUCCUGGACCCGCACCGCAGAAUUGGCUCUACGGCACCAUGAAGCUGUCGCGCAAGAUUGGCCCGCCUAUCGCGAGGACGCAGUGGAUGCAGGCGCACGGACCCAUUUUCAAAGACUGGUCCUUCUUCGGGCGACCGAGGCUUGUACUCGCGGACAAUCGUGGCAUCGGGCACGUAAUCUCGAACUCGAUGGAUUAUCAGAAGCCGCCUUUGGGCAGGUUUAUCGCUGGUCAAGUGGUUGGAGAUGGUAUAUUGACAGUAGAGGGAAUGGAGCACAAGCAUCAGCGUCGAGUUUUAAAUCCCGCAUUUGGAGUUGCUCAGAUUCGCGAGCUUCUACCCAUUUUCUUUGAGGAGUCGUUGCGCCUUCGAGAUGCUUGGAAGAGCAAGAUAGCCGAGGAUAGCACCACUGGCCGGAUCAUCGUCGACGUUCUGGACUACCUCCAGCUUACCACGCUCGAUGUCAUCGGUCUUGCAGGAUUUGGCUUCUCUUUCGACGCACUGGAUCCUUCACCGUCGACUGACCUAGAGACGAAGGAGUUCACCGAUGCCCUUCGUAUCUUGACCAACGGUGACGCUCCUGGUGUCAUGACAGUUCUCCAAGGCAUCCUUCCACCUCUCCGGUACAUCCCUACCCCAAGAACCCGGCGUAUUGCGAAAGCUCGAGCAGUGCUCAAUCGCGUUGGAGGAAGGCUCAUCAGCGAGCGGAAACGCCUUGUCCUAGGUGACGUCGCACAAGAAAAGGUGAAGCGAGACGACGUGCAGGGCAAGGAUGUCUUGAGCAUCCUUGUACGAGCCAAUCUUGCAACCGAUCUUCCCGAACAAAGCCGCCUGUCCGAUCAAGAUAUGCUCGCUCAAAUCCCGACGUUACUUGUCGCAGGCCACGAAACGACUAGCUCGGCCGUCACCUGGGGCCUUCAUUCACUAUCCAACAAUCCCGCAGUGCAAGACAAACUCCGCGCCGAGCUUCGCGCCUGUGUUCAUGUACACGGAUCCAUGCCGUCUUCGGAGGUCCUCAACAACCUGCCCUACUUGGAAAUGUUCGUGCGCGAAGUUAUGCGGUUGCAUAGCCCUGUCACCUCGACUUCGCGCGUCGCCAUGAAAGCCGAUGUUAUUCCGACUGCCAACGAAUGGGUCGACGUCCAUGGGGUGAAGCACUCAGGUGUACCGGUCGCUGAGGGCGACACGAUCCUAUUGCCGAUGGAAAUGAUGAAUAACUUGGCCGCAAUCUGGGGUCCGGACGCCAGAACGUUCAGGCCUGAGCGAUGGGAGAGUCCUCCAGAAGCAGCGCGGGCCAUACCAGGAGUAUGGGGUAACAGCUUGUCGUUCCUCGGGGGUCCUCGCGCUUGUAUCGGGUUUCGGUUCUCUCUGCUAGAGAUGAAGGCGAUCUUCCUCACCCUAGUCUCGACGUUCAGAUUCGAGAACGCAGUGGAUCCCGAGAAGGUGUUCCGCCACUCCCUCAUUGUGGCGAGACCGAUGAUCAGGGGGGAAGAGAAGGAGGGUGCACGGCUUCCGAUGUAUAUAUCGCUCGUGGACGAGGAAUGA
Messenger RNA from Peniophora sp. CBMAI 1063, 1656 nucleotides. Lineage: Eukaryota; Fungi; Basidiomycota; Agaricomycetes; Russulales; Peniophoraceae. The record is from the annotation of a GenBank genome assembly.